CUGGUGAAAGGAAACAUCCUGAACAUGUGACAUAAAACAACCAAUCAACGCUCGUGCGGGAGUACGUUAAGCAACAGAGCGAAGAUGGCCGAAGUAGAUUUUGGUGACAGUGAACUCUUUGAACAAUUGGGAGAGAGUAUGCCUACUGCAACUCACAUUCGGUUCACGGAGGAAGAGGAGGAUGGAGAAGAAGGCUCUGAACUCAAGGGAAGAUUGGGGGAGUGUGAGGAAACAAUACGGAGUUUGAUAGAAGAGAACCAAGAGUUGAAAAGAAAAUUGAAAGUGUUGACAAGGCCAAGUGGCAUUAAUGUUGAAAACAUCAAGAUUGAUGGUCCUCUUCUACACAUCCUCUUUGCAAACAAUAACAUCUCAAAGCAAUGCCGUCAAGAAAUUGAAGACUACAUCUGUAGUAUUGUUCAGAAACAUCAGCAGCAGGGAGUAGUUGAAAAAGGAAAUCCCUACGGAAAUGUCAACCCUCAGUCUUCAAGUUUCAUUAUGGAAGAAGAUCAGAAGACCAAGACCUCCUGUGGAAUCAAAAAGAUUAAGGAGGCCUUCAGUAUGGUGGGAAGUGUCCUGUAUUUCACCAGUUUCUGUCUGGACAAACUUGGACAGCCGCUGCUAAAUGAUAACCCCCAGCAGACAGAAGGAUGGGAGGUUCCAAAAUAUCAGCAGAUCUUCAGCCAGGUCAUUGCCUUAGAUGGACAAGAAGUACAGAUGAAAGAGAAAAGAGCUAAGCCUUGUUGUUUCAACUGUGGGUUGGAUGGUCAUCAACUUCGAGACUGUCCUCAGCCAAAGGACAUGGCCAGAAUCAACAAGAAGCGGAAGGAGUUUUGUCACGGUAACCAGGGAAACCUGAGCAAUCAGCGCUACCAUGCUGAGGAAGUGGAGGAGCGAUUUGCCAAAUACAAACCUGGAUUCAUAAGUGAGAAGCUGCUGUCUGCACUGGGAGUUGAUAUGAACACACUACCACCUCACAUCUACCGCAUGAGGCAGCUAGGCUACCCACCUGGUUGGCUUAAGGAGGCAGAGAUGGAGAACUCCGGUCUCAUGCUAUAUGAUGGGAAGGUUUCAAGUGAUGAAGAACCAACUGGGGACAAUGGACAAAAAAUCUCCUAUGAUGUUUCCAAGCUUGUAGAUUUCCCAGGCUUCAAUAUAUCUUCACCCCCUAGUGUGAAGGAUGACUACAGGCUAUAUGGCUCUAUUCCAAUGCAGCAUAAUCACAUGAAGCAGAAUUUUGCUGCUUAUCUGUCUAACAAUUUUCCAAUGCCUGGUGCCAACUGCAAUAAAAGACCACAUGAAUCCAACUCAACUCCCCGGCAGACAAAGAAAAGGAGAUCUGAUGCCAGGAGUUCAGAUAUGGACAUUGAUUCAGACCAGGAUACUACACCCCGCCGCCACCGGAGCUCAGACAGCUUCCAGUUCCAGCCCCCACUGCCCCCUUCCUCACCAUCCUUUGGUUCACCCCCUCCCUUACCUCAUGGUACUCCGCCAGCUACUCCCACACCACCUCUUCCUAAGGGAACACCUCCCCCCACGCCCACUAAUGGCUCAAGGGCACUGCGGGGACGCACUGUGGGAGGGAGUGAGGAGUCUGCAGGCGGGGGGGAGGAAGAGCUGACACUGGAAGAGCUGGAGGAGCAGCAGAGGCUGAUCUGGGCAGCAUUGGAAAAUGCUGACACCGCCACCAACAGUGAAUCUGAGACACAAGCUGUUGGAACACCCCUCCCCAGCUCGCCCAGCGUCUCCACACCCGCCCAUGUUGACACUGAAACUGAACUGGAGGAUGGUGAGGCUGAAGAUUAUGAGGAAAAGGAGGGAUUUAUAGAGGCUGCCAGCCACAACAGUGAUGUGCAGAUCAGUGUUGAGACAUCUUCUAGCAAAUGUCAGGAUUAUGAGGAAGAUGCUGAAGAUAAAGGCAAGGUGGUUGAAGACAAGAGCAGCUUACUGCAAUCACCAGAUGAAGAAGAGAGCCCUCAGAGCCCUGAAGCUGCCACAGAUGGAGGCAAUGUGCUUGCACAGAAGGUCAGAUUGCUGCAAACGCCAGUGCAACAAGUGAGUCGUCAGUCGGAUCCCUCAGGUCAAGAUGCUAUGGAGGGAGAUCUGUCUGACUCUUUGGGGAAUGUAAUGGCCGUGCCUCACCGGAGUAGGUUUGCACAGGGCAUUAUUCCCUUUGAGGACACGCCAGAAUUCACAGAAGUUGCUGAGGCCACCGGGACAUACCUUCGAAUCCGAGACUUGCUGAAAGGUUCCCCCCGAAAUAUGGCGAAAAUCAAAAAGUGAGAAAAGACUGGCUUGAAUUCAAAUCCAGGGAUUAUUUUGCAUAAACCUUUUUUUAUUUUUUAUUUUUUUACAAGUCUGUUGAUUUCAUACACUUUCCUUUCUGUAAGUGUGCCACAGAAAUUGGAGCGGAACAGUUUGGUGACCUCAUUCAAACAUCCUUUUUAAUAUUUUAUUUUUUGUACUAAACUGAAUGUUUUUUCUGUGUAUGAGUUAGCUGGGGUCUAAAGAUGCAAGGUUUUUCUUUCAGGAAACCCCAUUGCUAGUUUAGGUAGUGUCUGUUUUGACAUUCACAGAAUCAUUUUUGUAGCAAUGACAACAUCCAUAUUGCACUUUUUAGGUGUAAAGAUUUUAUAAAAUGUUUUUCCUCUUUCUGUUUUUACCAUCAAUUGAUAAUUUUACAGUUACAUGGUCUCAUUGCUGUCUAGGUGCGCCUCCUUUUCUCAUGGUUCAAGAAGCCUCCCAUUGGCUACUCUUAUCAAAUAAGGACAUUCAUUUUGAUCUUCUUUUAAAGUUAAUUUGAAACUCGUUGAUUUUUACAAUUCUAUCUUGACACAGGAAAUGAGUCUCUGCAUUCAGAAUCUCACUACAGCAAUAUGGCUGUGCAUAAUCUCAUGUUUAUUAUAUAUUUUUUAAAGUAUCUAUUUUUUUUCUCCACAAUUUCGUGGUGUCCAAUUGGUAGUUAGUCUUGUCUCAUCGCUGCAACUCCCGUAUGGACUCGGGAGAGGCGAAGGCCAAGAGCCGUGCGUUCUCCGAAGCACAACCCAGCCAAGCUGCACUGCUUCUUGACACAAUGCCCACUUAACCCGGAAACCAGCCUCGCCAAUGUGUCGGCGGAAACGCCGUACACCUGGCGACCGUGUCAGUGUGCACUGCGCCCGCCCCGCCACAGGAAUUGCUAGUGCGGGAUGGGACAAGGACAUCCCUGCCGGCCAAAUCCUCGCUUAACGCAGACGACACUGGGCCAAUUGUGCGCUGCCCCAUGGGUCUCCCGGUCGCGGCCGGCUGCGACAGAGCCUGGGCUCAACCCAGAUUCUCUAGAUGUUGAUUUAUUUUUAAGUAACAACCAUUGCUGUCAGCAUCAAAUACAUCUAUGCUCUAAUUGCUACUACAGAAUGACACUAGAUGGCAGCAACACUUCAUUUGACCACUACAUUACAUUUGACUAUUUAUAUUUAUUAAGGAUCCCCAUUCUUCCUGGGGUCCAGCAACAUUAAGGCAGUUAUAUACCAUUUAAAAUAUUGCAUGACAUAACACUUUUCACAAUCCAUUAAGUGUGUGCCCUCAGGCCACUAGUCUAUCACACAUCUACAAUACCAAAUCCAUGUGUACUUGUGUGUUUGUUCUUCACAGUCCCCACGGUUCCAUAAUGUGUAUUUUUAUAUAUUUUUUAUCUGAUUCUACUGCUUGUAUUAGCUACCUGAUGUGGAAUGGAGUUCCAUGGCUCUAUGAAGUAGAGGUCGACCGAUUAUGAUUUUUCAAUACCGAUAACGAUUAUUGGAGGACAAAAAAGUCGAUACCGAUUAAUCGGCCGAUUAUUAGAAAUAAAAAAUAAAAAUAUAUAUUUUUAAAUAUAUAUAUAUAUCACACACAAAUUUUUGUAAUAAUGACAAUUGCAACAAUACUCAAUGAACACUUUUAUUUUAACUUAAUAUAACACAUAAAUACACACACGCACACAGCUCUGAAGUGACAAUGAUACUGAAGAGUCUGCUUAGGAGACAAAUACUCUCAAUUGUUUGAAUAAAAAUAGAGUUUAAGUUACCUGCGAUGAAUGUUGAAAACAAACUUUAAUUUCUAUAUGCAGGAAAUCCUAUUUUAAUAAUGGGCAUGGUAAGAAUUGAAAGUGCGAGUCAUAAUUCCCAUGAUACCUAGCAAAAUCUGAAAGCGGUUCCUUCAUUUAUUCCAUGGGAUAUUUUUUAGAUUCACGUAAAAUAAGGUCUGUGUUUCGUGUAGGCUUACAUCACCGUACCAAUUUUAUAACUGUGUAGAUAUCCAUAGGACAAGGUAACUCUGAUCAAUAUUGGCUAAAUAUAAGCGAAGAUAAAAAAAAUUGUAGAGUGGAUUUAUGAAAAUAUGUUGACAAACGUUACCUUAUCCUAGUGAGAUUUACACGGGUAUCAAAACGUCGAGGCGGUUUAAGCCUGCACAAAACACAGACCUUAUUUGAAGUAGAUCAAGACAUUCUCUAUGGAAGACAUGAACGGUAAAAUAACGAAGGAACACCUUUCAAAUUCAGCCGCAAGUUAUUACAGGAAUUAUAACGCGUCGACUAUUUCUCUCUAAACCAUAUACCUUUGACUAAUCCGGAAACUAUGACCUCGAAAACAAAACGUUUAUUCCGUUCCGUAUUUUAUCUAACGGGUGGCAUCCAUGAGUCUAAAUAUUCCUGUUACAUUGCACAACCUUCAAUGUUGUCAUAAUAACGUAAAGUUCUGGCAAAUUAGUUUGCAAAGAGCCAGGCGGCCCAAACUGUUGCAUAUACCCUGACUGCGUGCAAUGAACGCAAGAGAAAUGACACAAUUUCACCUGGUUAAUAUUGCCUGCUAACCUGGAUUUCUUUUAGCUAAAUAUGCAGGUUUAAAAAUAUAUACUUGUGUAUUGAUUUUAAGAAAGGCAUUGAUGUUUAUGGUUAAGUACACAUUGGAGCAAUGACAGUCAUUGAUUGAUUGUUUUUUAUAAGAUAAGUUUAAUGCUAGCUAGCAACUUACCUUAGCUUACUGCAUUCGCUAACAGGCAGGCUCCUCGUGGAGUGCAAUGUAAUCAAUGCAGGAUCCCCCGAGCUGACAAGGUAAAAAAUCUGUCUGCCGUUCCUAGGCCGUCAUUGAAAAUAACUGACUUGCCUAGUUAAAUAAAGAUUAAAUAAAGGUGUAAAAAAAAUAAAAAUAAUAAUAAUUGAAAUCGGCCAUUCCGAUUAAUCGGUCGACCUCUACUAUAUAGUACUGUGCGCCUCCCAUAGUCUGUUCAUGACUUUGGGAUUGUGAAGAGACCCUUGGUGGCAUGUCUUGUGGGGUAUGCAUGGGUGUCUGUGCUGUGUGCUAGUAGUUUAAACAGACAUCUUAGUGCAUUCAGCAUGUCAACACGUCUUAGAAAAACAAGUAGUGAUGAAGUCUCCUCCACUUUGAGCCAUGAGAGAUUUACAUGCAUAUUAUGAAUGUUUGCUCCCUCUGUACUUAAGGGCCAAUCGUGCUACCCUGUUCUGAGCCAAUUGUAAUUUUCCGAGGUCCCUCUUUCUGGCACCUGGCCACACGACUGAACAGUAGUCCAGGUGCGACAAAAUCAGGGCCUGUAGUCCCUGCCUUGUUGAUAGUGUUGUUAAAAGGCAGAGCAGUGCUUUAUUAUGGACAGACGUCUCCCCAUCUUAGCUACUGUUGUUUUGACCAUGACAGUUUACAAUCCAGGGUUACUCCAAGCAGCUUAGUCACCUCAACUUGCUCAAAAUCCACAUUAUUUAUUACAUGAUUUAGUUGCGGUUUAUGGUUUGGUGAAUGAUUUGUUGCAAAUGCAAUGCUUUUAGUUUUUUAGAUUUAGGACUUACUUAUUCCUUGCCACCCAUUCUGAAACUAACUGCAGUGUUGCAGUGAUUUCACUCGCUAAAGUAGCUGACGUGUAUAGUGUUGAGUCCUCCUCAUACAUCAAUAAAUCAAAUGUAUUUAUAAAGCCCAUUUUACAUCAGUAGGUACAGAAACCCAGCCUAAAACCCCAAACAGCAAGCAAUGUAGAUGUAGAAGCAAAGCCUGUGGAAUGUCAUUAGUAAAGAUUGAAAAGAAGAAAAAAAAGUAAGGGGCCUAGACAGCUGCCCUGGGGAAUUCCUGAUUCUACCUGUAUUAUGUUGGAGAAGCUUCAAUUUAAAAACAACAAAAAAAAACACUUAUGUUAGACAGGUACAGUGCCUUGCAAAAGUAUUAAUCUCCCUUGGUGUUUUUCCUAUUUUGUUGCAUUACAACGUGUGAUUUAAAUGGAUUUUUAUUUGGAUUUCAUAUAAUGGACAUACACAAAAUAGUCCAAAUUGGUGAAGUGAAAUUAAAAAAAUAACUUGUUUUGAAAGAUUCUCAAAAAGAAAACUGGUGCGUGCAUAUGUAUUCACCCCUUUGCUAUGAAGCGCCUAAAUAAGAUCUGGUGCAACCAAUUACCUUCAGAAGUCAAAUAAUUUGUUAAACAAAGUCCACUUGUGUGCAAUCUAAGUGUCACAUGAUCUCAGUACAUAUACACCUGUUCUGAAAGGCCCCAGAGUCUGCAACACCAUUAAGCAAGGGGCACCACCAAGCAAGUGGCACCAUGAAGACCAAUGAGCUCUCCAAACAGGUCAGGGACAAAGUUGUGGAGAAGUACAAGUCAGGGUUGGGUUAUAAAAAAAUAUCAGGAACUUUGAACAUCCCAAGGAGAACCAUUUAAAUCCAUUAUUUAAAAAAUUGAAAGAAUAUGGCACCACAACAAACCUGCCCACCAAGCUCACGGAGCAGGCAAAGAGGGCAUUAAUCGGAGGCAACAAAGAGACCAAAGAUUACCCUGAAGGAGCUGCAAAGCUCCACAGUGGAGAUUGGAGUGUCUGUCCAUAGGACCACUUUAAGCCGUACACCACCGAGCUGGGCUUUAUGGAAGAGUGGCUAGAAAAAAAGCCAUUGCUUAAAGAAAAAAAUAAGCAAACACGUUUGGUGUUCUACCAAAAGGCAUGUGGUAGACUCCCCAAAUAUAUGGAAGAAGGUACUCUGGUCAGAUGAGACUAAAAUUGCGCUUUUUGGACAUCAAGGAAAAUGCUAUGUCUGGCGCAAACCCAACACCUCUCAGCACCCUGAGAACACCAUCCCCACAGUGAAGUGUGGUGGUGGCAUCAUCAUGCUGUGGGGAUGUUUUUCAUUGACAGGGACUGGGAAACUGGUAAGAAUUUAAGGAAUGGUGGAUGGCGCUAAAUACAGGGAAAUGAUUGAUGGAAAUCUGUUUGUCUUCCAGAGAUUUGAGACUGGGACGGAGGUUCACCUUCCAGCAGGACAAUGACCCUAAGCAUACUGCUAAAGUAACACUCGAGUGGUUUAAGGGGAAACAUUUAAAUGUCUUAGAAUGGCCUAGUCAAUGCCCAGACCUCAAUCCAAUUGAGAAUCUGUGGUAUGACUUAAAGAUUGUUGUACAUCAGCAGAACCCAUCCAACUUGAAGGAGCUGGAGCAGUUUGCCUUGAAGAAUGGGCAAAAAUCCCAGUGGCUAGAUGCGCCAAGCUUAUAGAGACAUAUCCCAAGAGAUUUGCAGAUUUGUAAUUGCUGCAAAAGGUGGCUCUACAAAGUAUUGACUUUGGGGGGUGAAUAGUUAUGCACGCUCAAGUUUUCAGUUUUUUUUUUUUUACCCCCUUUUUCUCCCCAAUUUCGUGGUAUCCAAUUGUUAGUAGUUACUGUCUUGUCUCAUCGCUAUAACUCCCGUACGGGCUCGGGAGAGAGCCAUGCGUCCUCCGAAACACAACCUAACCAAGCCGCACUGCUUCUUAACACAGCUCGCAUCCAACCCGGAAGCCAGCCGCUCCAAUGUGUCGGAAGAAACACCGUACACCUAGCAACCUGGUCAGCGUGCACUGCGCCCGGCCCGCCACAGGAGUCGCUAGUGCGCGAUGAGACAAGGAUAUCCCUACCGGCCAAACCCUCCCUAAUCCGGACGACGCUAGGCCAAUUGUGCGUCGCCCCAUGGACCUCCCGGUUAUGGCCGGCUGCGACAGAGCCUGGGCUCGAACCCAGAGUCUCUGGGGGCACAGCUAGCACUGCGAUGCUGUGCCUUAGACCACUGCACCACCCGGGAGGCCGUCCGUUAUUAUCUUAUAUUGUCCGCUAUUAAUUUUCCAUCCAAGUUAUCAGACCCCGGUGGCUUGUCAUUGUUGAUAGAGAAAAAAAAAUCACCUCUUUCACACUACACUUUACAGAAUUUUAAAUUACAAUGCUUAUCUUUCAUAAGUUGAUCAGUUAUACUUGGAUAUGUAGUGUCAGUGUUUUGAUGCUGACAUGUCAUGCCUGAAUUUGCUAAUCUUGCCAAAGAAAAAAAUCAUUAAAGUAAUUGGCAAUA
Messenger RNA from Salvelinus fontinalis (brook trout), 8317 nucleotides. RefSeq names its product zinc finger CCHC domain-containing protein 8-like. The coding region runs from base 85 to 2280 and encodes 731 amino acids. The record is from RefSeq and is a predicted model, not a curated record. Lineage: Eukaryota; Metazoa; Chordata; Actinopteri; Salmoniformes; Salmonidae. The transcript is spliced from 14 exons. Gene Ontology annotation, cellular component: catalytic step 2 spliceosome. Gene Ontology annotation, molecular function: zinc ion binding; RNA binding.